Molecule: messenger RNA, 883 nt
Organism: Brachypodium distachyon (stiff brome)
Lineage: Eukaryota; Viridiplantae; Streptophyta; Magnoliopsida; Poales; Poaceae
Exons: 5
Coding region: 196-594 (132 amino acids)
Cellular component (GO): nucleus
Molecular function (GO): RNA binding
Source: RefSeq, a predicted model, not a curated record
GCCGCCCAACCCAAUACGAUAGGGCCACCCAAAUCUCGCCGCCGAAUUGCGAUAUUUAUUUUUCUUGCGUGCAGGUCCUCCGCUUUCUAGAUUUUCCCCAGUUUGGUGUGCUUUGCUCCUCUAGCGCGGCGGCGUCGUUUGCCUCGGCGAGCUAGGGUUUCGGGUUGGGGUUGUGCUUGAGGGAGGAAGGGAGAGAUGGAGGAGGUGACGGAGGCGGUCAACAACCUGGCCAUAACGGAGCCGCACAAGAAGAACCGGAUCCAGGUCUCCAACACGAAGAAGCCGCUCUUCUUCUAUGUCAACCUCGCCAAGAGGUACAUGCAGGUGCAUAACGAGGUGGAGCUAUCAGCCCUCGGCAUGGCUAUUGCUACUGUAGUGACUGUUGCCGAAAUUCUGAAAAAUAAUGGCCUAGCUAUGGAAAAGAAGAUCAUGACAUCCACUGUUGAUGUCAAUGAUGAAUCAAGGAGCCGCCCGAUGCAGAAAGCCAAGAUUGAAAUAGUGCUUGGCAAGACGGAGAACUUUGAUGAGCUGAUGGCAAUUGCUGCGGAGGAGAGGGAAGUCGCAGCCGCUGAGGAGGGCGAGGAGCAGAGUUAAAUAAGCUAUUUUAAGCUGGCUGUUGUAGCUUGAUUUAGUACUUGCUGUUAGGUUUUGUGUUUCAAUCCUUCCAACAAGGGAUAGCUACUUCAAUUAUCAAACAGCUCUGCUUAUUUGAUUCGUUUGAAUAGUAGCUUCUGUUUCUGGUAUGAUAUCUAACAUGUGUUUCGGUAUGGUUACUUAUGUUCAGGCCAUGUUGGUUCUUUUGAGUUUGUUCCGUGUUGAAGGGUUGGAGUGACAUAUUUUGUUGUGAAAAUGUUAUUUAAAAUAUCAAUUAUGGUCACACCAA